AAUAUUAUAAUCUUAGGUAUCAUUAAAGCAAAUGAGUGAACUUUAAAAACUAAUUAUGUGGUGCAAAGGUCUGGAAGCCUGCAUAUUUUCCAAUUCAAGUAUAUGGCACAGAUAAGGGAUAGGUUAUCUUUGUUUAGUGUAAUAACAGAUAAGGGAGCCAGUCCAGUCCCAACUUCAGCACACUUUAGGCCAAGAUGUUAGAACAAGGAUCCAAAGAAUUCCAGCAAUCUGUUUGCGAAAACUUCAACACCAGUGUAAAACAGGUCGAACAGGAUGUGGAAACCCUUAGAGAUUGGCUAAAAAGUCAACCACACCUACCUCAGAGUGCAAGUGACACUAUGCUGAAAGCCUACAUGAUAGGUUGCAAAAACAGAAUGGAGCAAGUGAAGCAACGGUUGGACAACUACUACACGGUCCGGAAGGUAAUGCCAGAUAUCUUCGAAGAAAGGGAUCCCUUGACUCAUUUAAUGAAGGAAUGUAAUGAAGAAAUACAUUGGUACACACUGCCCAAACUGACACCAGAAGGAUACAGAGUGACUAUGGGGAGAAUUGUAACUGGAGACUUAACAAAAUACAACCUGAUACAAUUCACUAAAAGAUUAUUAAUGAUGGAAGACAUCAAAUUAAACCAAGAAGCUUUCUACAACGGAAACUAUUUUGUAUUUAAUGCAGACAACUAUGUGUUGGGUCAUGUACUGAGACUGACCCCUCACAUAGCACGGGAGCUGAUGUACUGUGUACAGGAUGUGUUGCCAAUGCUGAUAAAGGGAAUCAUCUUCAUAAAUGCUCCUUCAUACUUGGAUUUACUCCUAAACAUCAUGAAACCAUUCAUGAAGGGCAAGUUAUUUCAAAGAAUUCAUGUACACACGGAAGGCCCUGAAAUACUGGAGAAGUACUUUCCAAGAGCGUUGCUACCAAAAGACAUGGGCGGUGAAGAAGAGACCUGCGACACAUUGAACAAAGCUUGGGCAAAGACCAUGGAAGACCACAGAGACUGGUUCCUAAGUGAGGGCUUGCUCACUUCUGAUGAAAAGAAACGGAUUCCAAACAAGUCCCCAGGAAAACUGAAAGGAUCCUUAGACCUGCAAGAACUUCAAGGUUCCUUUAAGACACUCUGCAUUGAUUAGUGUCCUAAUCUUCUUCUCUUGUAAAUUAUCAUCAAAUUAUUGUUAUACAAAUAAGAUUUGUACACAAGUAUAUGUUUAAUUAUAUUUUUCUACUAUUUAGUGA
Homalodisca vitripennis (glassy-winged sharpshooter) is the source of this 1230-nucleotide messenger RNA. Its product is annotated as alpha-tocopherol transfer protein-like. Gene Ontology annotation, molecular function: phosphatidylinositol bisphosphate binding. The transcript is spliced from 7 exons. Bases 195 to 1127 code for a protein of 310 amino acids. Gene Ontology annotation, cellular component: membrane. The record is from RefSeq and is a predicted model, not a curated record. Lineage: Eukaryota; Metazoa; Arthropoda; Insecta; Hemiptera; Cicadellidae.